UUCUUCACACAUUCUUGUUUCUGGGCUAUCUGGUCGCUUUGAAAGAACCUGCAACAAUGCCGCUCUCUUCGAAACUUGACCGCAAGAUGCGGGCGUAUGAGGAAAGCACCGACGACGAAGAAUACUACGAGAUCACCGACCGAUCCACCUCUCCCUCCGUGAUAGAGACCGGAGGUGACGGCAUGGAAGUGCUCAGCUCGGAAGAAGAAGACGAGGAUGCAGAGGAUUCUGGGGAGGAGCAAUCAGACAACGACGGGGCUGUGCAGGCACAGAUGAGCAAAGUCUCUUUCGGCGCUCUCGCGAAAGCGCAAGACGCUUUGGCAAAGCAGCAAUCGACAGAUCGCAAACGGAAACGCGGCGACGAGUCGACAAAAUCACAGGAGAAUAAGUUACAAGCACUGAGGGAGCGAUUGCAGGAAAUCAAGGCCGCCAGAUUGGCACAAGAAGGCCCCACCAAGAAAAAGCAGAAGACGAGCAAACCGCAAACUCCAUCCGCGAAGAAAGAUGGUAAAAACAAGGAAGAGGAUGAAGAUGAUUCGUCUGAUUCUGACGCUGCUCCCCACGCGCGAUCAAGCAAGCAUGCACCGGCAGUUCAGUCCAGCAAACGCGCUGUUUCACGCAAGCGUCAAGUAGUCGAUGUCAAGAAACCUGUCUCCCGUGAUCCUCGUUUCGACAGCAUUACCGGACCGAAGCCCGACGAGAAUACGAUCAGGAAGAGAUACGCCUUCUUGGACGAUUACAAGAAGUCUGAAAUGGCAGAGUUGAAAGACGCCAUCAAGAAGACCAAAAACGAAGCGGACAAGGAGAAGUUGAAGAAAAAGUUGAUCUCAAUGGAGUCGCAGCUGAAGACACAAGAGAAGAAGGACCGGCAGCAAAGCGUUCUGUCUGAGCACAGAAAGAAGGAGAAGGAGUUGAUCAAACAAGGCAAGCAGCCAUUCUACUUGAAGAAAUCGGACCAGAAGCAGCUUGCGCUCAAAGAACAAUUCCAGUCCAUGAAGCCGAAGGAUCGCGACAGGGCUAUCGAGCGUCGUCGCAAGAAGGCGACUGCGAAGGAGCGGAAGAACAUGCCCGACGAGCGACGCGGAGUGUAG
Messenger RNA from Periconia digitata, 1091 nucleotides. The record is from the annotation of a GenBank genome assembly. Lineage: Eukaryota; Fungi; Ascomycota; Dothideomycetes; Pleosporales; Periconiaceae.